Molecule: messenger RNA, 2625 nt
Organism: Astrephomene gubernaculifera
Lineage: Eukaryota; Viridiplantae; Chlorophyta; Chlorophyceae; Chlamydomonadales; Astrephomenaceae
Source: the annotation of a GenBank genome assembly
AUGGUUAAACAGCAUAAUAACGUACUGACAGACUACCCCAACGUGUUGUAAAGGCUGCUUUUGGGGUUGGCUAUUUUCCAUGUUUGUUCCAAAAGCAUAUGGCUUGCCGAGCUUGCAUGCCCCUUAGAUAAGUAAACGAUAAAAUACAUUAGAAAUGGCAGAGCGGCUUACGCGAAGUAGGUUGCAAGUUGGAGGAGUUCCCCCGGGUGCAAUCGACCCAGGGACGACAAUUUUGCGUCUGCUUAAUGAAGCCAAGCAAGAUGCCAUUGCUGUCCUCCAAGUCGGCGCUUGCGGGCCUCACAAGCUGCUCGAGGCGUGCGCAAAGUUGCGAGAGGGAUCAGCGCAGUUUCAAAAGAUUGUCGGAGAGGAUUUGCGGCAAGCGGAGGACCUUCCGCGGGGCGGUCUAGCGCGCUCGCCGACUCCUCGUCUGCCUCCCUCUCAGGUCGCCAAGGCGGCCGCCAGCCUGCUAGACGCCUGCCAUGUCGCCGUGCGUGCCGUGAUUGAGCAGUGCGACUCCAGCGCUGCAGCUGCUGCAGCAGCAGCUGCGGACGCGUCAGGAGCACAGAUCCACCUCAUCAAGCAAGAAGAAGGAGCCCCCACCGCACCCACUCCGCCCGACUCGGUGGUGCCACCCGCGACCUCGCCAGCCCCCACCGCCGCCCUGACGCCCGCUCAGCUCUGGAAAUGCGCCGUUGACGCGGCCCACGCGCUUCAAGACGCCACGCGGCUGCUUGCCGAGCCCUCCAUCUACACCUCCUACACCACCUCCUCCGACCCCUCAUGUGAGGCUCUGCUGGCGGUGGGGGAGCUGGCGGCAGCGGCCAUGCAGCGCGCCACGUCCGCCACACGUGCUGCCAUUGCAGCAGCCGCAGCAGCCUCCUCCGCGGGAAGCUUGAUGGAGGCAGCUGGGAAGCAGCAGCAGCGGCAACCGCAGCCGCAGCAGCAGGGGGUGCCGCCGCUUCCGGACGCGGUGUGCCUCUUGGCGGCGCAUGCCUGCUCGCUGUUGCUGGGCGCAUGCGAGCAGCAAGCCGAGGGGCUGCUGGACGCCCUGCAAGACCAGCCCGCCGGCCGCCAGCGACUGCACACGCUCGUCACCGCCGCCCUCGACCUAGCCGCCGCCCGCAUCACGGAAACAGCGCACUGUGACGCCGCUGCCGCCCCCUCCCAGCCCCUGUCUCCACUUCCUGCAUCCUCCUGCAAUCCGGAGGUCCCUUCCGGCGCCUUGACCUCUGCUGCGGCUGCUGCUGCUGCCUCCUCCUGCUCCCCUCCCGCCGGACCCAGCUACCAGCUCCGCCAGCUGCAGGCCGUGUCGCUGCGGUUCGCGGAGCUGCUGGUGGACGACGGCGGCACCAAGGCGGCGGCGCGGCGGGCGCUGCUGCCGGCGCUGGGGGAGGCGCUGCGGGCGGAACCGCGCCGCUUCCUGGCUUGGUGGUGCUGCGGCCGGGACGCCAUCCUCUCCGGCCUCUCCCUCCCCGAACUCCUCUCCGCGCCCCAGCUCGGCUCCGCUCCCGCUCCCGCCUCCGCAACCACCGCCCUCGGCCUCAACCCCAGCCCCACCACACCCCCCACACUCACCGCCUCCUCCUCCUCCUCCUCCUCCUGCUCCACCGCCGCCCCCACGCUGCCCCCCGCGCCCGACUGCAUCAGCACCCAAGAGCCCAAACUCCAAGCGGCUGCAGUCGGCAUGUUGCUCAAGAGCCCAGCCUCCCGCAGCAUCUGCCUGUCGCUGCUGCUGGCUUGCGCUCGACAGCCCGCACCCGCGGGGACCCCCGGCGGUCCGUUCGGCGAGGGCUUUAACGCGGAGCGGUUCAUGGCAUGGGGCGAGGGCGAGGAGAGGGAGUUGCUGUAUGUGGGCGGCCGGGGUCGGGGUUACAAGCGACGCAAGGUGCUGAACCCCGAGGCACAUGGCGUGGAGACGGAGCGGGUGGGGGUGGUGUUGGCGGCGAUGGCGGGGGCAGUGGAGGCGGCGGUGCUGCUGUGUAAGAUCCUGGUGAAUACCGCGCUCGGGCCGCAGUUGCUGGCGGAUGGUGAGGUGGAGGAGGAGGAGGGUGGAGAGGAGGGCGAGGAGGCAGACGGCGGGGCGGCGGCGGCGGGCGGCAAGGCGGCGUCCCAGCUGACGGGUGCUGUGAAGGCAAGGAAGGAGACGGAGGAGGGUGCUGGAGGGGGUAAGCAGCCGGACCUGCCCUUGGCUGAGGCGUUUUGGCAGCAGCUUGUCUCGUCGCAGCAGCAGCAGCAGUCCUCAUCGCCGGAGGUGGCUGUCGCGGCUAAGAUGAUGGGUCGCAUGGCGGCAAACCUGGCGGCGCUGUUGUCCGUGUUGCAGCCCCUGUCUGCCAGCUCCGGACAGGUUCGCGACGCCGUUCGACAGGCGGGGCUGCCCUCCAUGCGUUGGCCCCGCCUCACGAUUCGCCUACCGGUGUUUGUGGUGGCUGAGGACUCCGAGCUGCUGCUGAGCCUGAUGCGCGACAUGCAGGCAAUCGCAGCGGACCCCGCCCGCCCAGGUCGCCACGCAGCCCGCAGCCACCCCACCGAGCUGGCAGCCGCACCGGGGCAGCCACGCGGAGGCGGCAAGCAGCAGCUGCGACGCGGCGACGCGGGGGAGAUGAGGAUGCAGGAGGAGGAGGAGGA